Messenger RNA from Carassius carassius (crucian carp), 543 nucleotides. Its product is annotated as histone H2B. Gene Ontology annotation, molecular function: structural constituent of chromatin; DNA binding; protein heterodimerization activity. The transcript has a single exon. Bases 95 to 469 code for a protein of 124 amino acids. The record is from RefSeq and is a predicted model, not a curated record. Gene Ontology annotation, cellular component: nucleosome. NCBI's taxonomy places the organism in Eukaryota, Metazoa, Chordata, Actinopteri, Cypriniformes, Cyprinidae.
AGCCAGCCCUCUUAAAUUAGCAUGAGCAUUCAAUAAAUCCCCAGUCCAUGAGCUUAAACACUUAUUGUGUUUGUUCUACUCAUCGUGAACUAACAUGCCUGAACCAGCGAAGUCCGCUCCCAAGAAGGGCUCCAAGAAGGCCGUCACUAAGACCGCUGCUAAAGGAGGAAAGAAGCGUAGAAAGUCCAGGAAGGAGAGCUACGCUAUCUACGUGUAUAAAGUGCUGAAGCAGGUUCAUCCUGACACCGGGAUCUCUUCGAAGGCGAUGGGGAUCAUGAACUCUUUCGUCAACGACAUCUUCGAGCGCAUCGCCGGUGAGUCGUCUCGUCUCGCUCACUACAACAAGCGCUCCACCAUCACCUCGAGAGAAAUCCAGACCGCCGUGCGUCUGCUGCUGCCCGGAGAGCUGGCCAAACACGCCGUGUCUGAGGGCACCAAGGCCGUCACCAAGUACACCAGCUCCAAGUAGAGCUCCGAACCGACUCAGAGACACAAAGGCUCUUUUAAGAGCCACCCAUUUUAUCACUUAAAGAGCUUGCAGUG